Molecule: messenger RNA, 582 nt
Organism: Tigriopus californicus
Lineage: Eukaryota; Metazoa; Arthropoda; Copepoda; Harpacticoida; Harpacticidae
Exons: 3
Coding region: 112-528 (138 amino acids)
Source: RefSeq, a predicted model, not a curated record
UUGUACAGAAUGCAAGCAAAUACUGUCCAUAUUGGUAGUGGUCCCAGAGCGAGAUUUAGACGCUGAUGGUGCCCCAAAGCUUGGCCAUUGGUUCGUCUCGUUUGAUAACAAAUGCGUGAGCCUUCAUUUGAAUCCAUGUCUCUGAAAUACCGAACGGUAAUAUCCCGCAAUAAUCAACCUCUCCGUCCAAGACCCCGAAAACGGGUUCCGAUGGAAUUGCCCCAUGAGAAGUUGAGGGCAUGGGGAAGCAUUUUCUUGUGCUUGUUGGCCUUGGCCUUUUACUCCGUGUUGAUGAUUUCUCCAAGCGAUUUCAACGAUAUCGAUAAGGAUUAUCUUGGAUCAAUCAUCAUGAUUGUGUCCGUGACAACCAGAUCAUUCUUGGGCUUGGCAACCGAAUGCUUUUCCAAGAGUGCCCAAAGCUUCUUCAAACAUCCGGUGUUCAUUUUCUUGAGGGCUCUGUCUGAUUUCUCCAUCAUGUCGUGCUGUAUUUAUGCCAUUAUUUCAUUUGCCGCCAGCCUUGAACGCUGAUCUUGGAAUUGAACGCUGUAAAAGUGUCUUCAAGCAUUAAAACGUUUGGAGGUA